Messenger RNA from Closterium sp. Naga37s-1, 1523 nucleotides. NCBI's taxonomy places the organism in Eukaryota, Viridiplantae, Streptophyta, Zygnematophyceae, Desmidiales, Closteriaceae. The record is from the annotation of a GenBank genome assembly.
GUAUAGAGUCUGCUGCUCUAGGUGCUGGUGAGGCUGCUGCUCUAGGUGCUGGUGCGUCUCCUGCUCCAGGUGCCGGUGAGGCUGCUGCUCUAGUCGCUAGUGAGUCCACUGCUCCAGGUGCUGGUGAGUCUGCUCUCUCUGGUGCUGCGCCUGCUGUGGUCUUGCACACCUUCACCCUUGACUCGGGUGCUUCCCGCUCCUUCUUUCGAGACCGCACCACACUCACGCUGCUUAGUCGGCCGGUUGCAGUCUCCCUGGUAGACCCCUCUGGGGGUCCUGUCCUUGCCCACUACUCCACUGUCCUACCGUGUCCGGCGGCCCCUUCUAGCUCCCUGUCCGGUCAUUACCUUCCCUCGUUCUCUACGAACUUGGUAGCUGCGUCGGGUCAGGUGUUUGCUGCAGCGUCCACGUCUGGUCCUGAGUCUGCCCCCUGCUCGUGUCGUCUCCUGUCUCACCAGACUCUCCUCUGGCACCACCGCCUUGGUCACCCCUCCCUGUCUCGUCUCCGAGGCAUGGCCUCCCGUGUCCUUGUCUCUGGUCUCCCCCGGUCCCUCCCUCCCCUUCCCCCGGGGCCUACCCCUACCUGUAUUCCCUGCGUCGAGGGGCGACAGCGCGUUGCUCCUCACUCCUCUGAGUUUCCUCCAACAGAGGCUCCGCUGCAGACUCUCCACAUGGACGUGUGGGGCCCAGCCCGCGUCCGUGGACAGGGUCACGAGCGUUACUUCCUGUUGGUGGUUGACGACUACUCGCGUUACACCACAGCCUUCCCCUUGCGCAGCAAGGGUGAGGUCACUGAGGUGUUGAUCAACUGGAUCCGCGCUGCCCGUCUCCAGCUCAAAGAGAGUUUCGGCUCGGACUUUCCUGUUCUGCGUCUGCACUCCGACAGAGGUGGAGAGUUUUCCUCCGACCUUCUGCGAGCCUUCUGUCGUGCACGAGGCAUCCGCCAAACGUUCACGCUUCCGGCCUCUCCACAGCAAAAUGGGAUUGCUGAGCGCCGCAUUGGCAUGGUCAUGGACGUCGCUCGUACGUCCAUGAUCCAUGCGGCUGCUCCCCAUUUUCUGUGGCCGUUCGCGGUUCACUACGCGGCGCAUCAGAUCAACCUUCAGCCCCGGGUCACCGUGCCGGAGACCUCCCCUACUCUGCGGUGGACGGGGAAGGUUGGCGAUGCGUCUGCGUUUCGUGUCUGGGGAUCUCGAGCUUUCGUCCGCGACUUGUCUGCGGACAAGCUGUCCUCCCGUGCUGUUCCCUGUGUCUUCCUUGGCUUCCCCCCUGACGCGACUGGUUGGCAGUUUUACCACCCCACCUCGCGCCGUGUUCUGUCCUCCCAGGACGUCACGUUUGACGAGUCGGUUCCUUACUACCGUCUCUUCCCCUACCGCGCUGCCCCCCUCCCCCCCCUGCCACACUUCCUCGCGCCAGGUCCCCCCCCGGUAGACCCCCUCCACCCUCAGGGUCCUGCCCCCUCAGGUGUGUCUCAGCCCGAGCGUGCGGAGCCUGGGGGUGCUGGGUCUGGGGGUGCUUAG